Molecule: messenger RNA, 547 nt
Organism: Bemisia tabaci
Lineage: Eukaryota; Metazoa; Arthropoda; Insecta; Hemiptera; Aleyrodidae
Source: RefSeq, a predicted model, not a curated record
UUUGUUUAUUUUACAUUAUAAGCCUUAAAUCGGAAAAGAAUUUGAACGAUGUUCAAAAACAAAAAAUGAGAACCAAAUCACUCAGGGUGACCAACUGAACGUUGGCAACAACAUACUACCGCGAAAAUUCCCUAACCUCAAUAUUACGACCUCUAUGAUGCACAUCCGGAAUUACCCCGUGACGGAAUUACCACAACUGACAUUAACUUAUCAACUACCGCCUGUAAUGAGCUUGCUGUGUUUAUCAGAGGCAUCGUGUGCCAACCCUUAACCUGUCAGCUGUGAAAGCACUCUCAAAUAUUCCCUCAGUAGUGGCCGCGAUCUCGACGUGUCGUCCAACGAUUUUAUACUGGUAGUUUUAUCAACAUGGCAAAACUGUCGGAUGUAAAAGUGGGUUUCUUCGGAGCUGGCAAUAUGGCCCAAGCCAUAGGACUCGGCUUGAUAAAAUCAGGUGCUCUGGAACCUGCUCAAAUCAUUGUUUUUGCUCCUUCUGAAAGAAACUUCUCACCAUGGAAAGCUGCUAAUGUCGAAACUACUCACAGUAUAA